AUGGCGUCGUGGGCGGACCUCCCGCCGGAGCUCCUAGACCUCGUUGUCGCCGGCCUACCUAACCCCGCCGACCGUGCCCGCUCCCGCGCCGUGUGCCGUUCAUGGCACUCCGCCGUGCGACGGCAUGGCCCCCAGGCAGCCCAGCUACCAUGGACGGUCUUCACUGAUGGCGAAGUCGUCACACCCAUCAACGGUCCCUCGGAACACUCCACCUUCAUCCCCAAGAAUUCACAUCUCUCCGGCUCCGCCGACGAGUGGCUACUCUUCGGCGUCUACCACCGGACCCCCAAACUCAUCAACAACUAUGUUCUACACAAUAUAUUCUCCGGAGAGCGUGUUUCUCUGACCGAGUUGGAUGCCACCCUCCACUGCGCUUACCGCGUCAGCAAGUUCCGGAUGCAGUCUACCGCCCACGACUUCAUGGCAGUCAUCACCACCAACAAGAACCAUCCGCUCAUCGUGAUCCUGCCAGGAAAGAGUGUGUGGCUGCCAGAACCACGGGCAGUUCCAUAUGUUUAUAUCGUUGACAUUGCCUUUUGUGGACACAAGCUCUAUGGCAUCAGCAAGGCGGAAGACCUCAUCCCCUUUGACCUAGGGCUAGAUGAAGAGGGAAGGCCCGUGGUCACCAUUGCAAGACGUGUAAUUCAACGACCACUUGAUUACGAUAGUUGGGAUGAUGAUUAUAGCGACAGUGAUGAUGAUGAUGGUGAUGGUGAUGACGACAACAGCGAAGAAGGCGAUGAUGAUGAAGGCGAUGAUGACGAGGAUGAGGAAGAGGUAGAUAUUGAUGUGGUUGCAAAUGAUGAGGACGAGGGCGAGCAGAAGAUGGAGGAGGAACAGGCCGCGGUAGACAAAGAAUACACUUGCUGGCACCUAGUCCAGUCACACGGGAAGCUGCUCAUGGUGAAGCCACACAUCCAUAUCUUUCCAGACUAUUCCUCAUCCAUUCGCCAGGUUGAUGUUUUCAUAGCCGAUGUUAAGACACGCAAAUGGGUGCCCAUGGCUAAUGGGCUCGGUGGCGACCGAGCACUAUUCAUCGGCCAACACUUCUCCAAGUUUGUUUCUGCACCUUGUGGAGAUAUCAAGGAGGAUGCCAUCUAUUUUCUCGAGUCGGGUGAGGUGUUCAAUAUGAAAACUCAGAGUGCUAACCCGGCGAGGUUUUACGAGCCUGACUACCUGGGAUCGAAUGUCAUGUGGCUCUUCCCCCCGGAGUUGGUGCUUUAA
Triticum turgidum subsp. durum (durum wheat) is the source of this 1224-nucleotide messenger RNA. NCBI's taxonomy places the organism in Eukaryota, Viridiplantae, Streptophyta, Magnoliopsida, Poales, Poaceae. The record is from the annotation of a GenBank genome assembly.